AUGGGAGGUAUGAAGUGUGCACAUUGUGGACAGACGGACAGUGAGGAUACUGAUAAACCUGCACAAUGCACGUGCUAUACCUGGUUUAUGUAUACAUGUACAGUUUGUUUGGUCACAGUUUUAAUUGGUGUAACAUGUUGUGUUUAUUGCACAUGUUUACUUGUUUCGAUUAACAAAACAGUAAAGCAUGGCAAGGAUUCAAUUGAAAGUGAGGUUUCGUUACAUGGGAAGAACGGGUUUCAUGAAGUUGUGGCAGCUCAGGGAUCUAUUUCACAAAAAACAAAUACGCAUACCAUUGCAAAUGCUUUCACACAUAUAAGUCAGUUAAGGAGAAGAAGAAGUGAGACGGAAAAGAAAAAGAAGAAAAGAACGAAAGGGAAAGGUGGCAACAAGAAGAAAAAACAAAAAACCCCAGCGGCACACUAUGUUUUAAGAGAAGGACUAGCAAGUGGAAGGGAUAAUUGUCCACAUACAGGACAGAGAUCGACUGAAAUGAAGCAAACCCUUGAUGUUUUCAAGCUAGCAUCAUUCAUUACAGCAAAAUCCAAUCCCUUUAAUGCUAUAGAUGGCCGAUUUAUCGCUAAAAAGAAAGGGUUAUACCUAGUGUACGCACAGAUUUUAUUUGAAGACUGCAGAUUUCAGGCAGGUAUGAACAUUGCACAGAAAAGAAGAAGUAUAAAGGGUGCUGAUAUCAUUAUACAAGAACAUCUUUGCAUUGCAGGUGUCGCUAAUGCAGACAUACGCUUGCACAACACGUGCGCUAUGACGGCUCUGUUUUUCUUGGAGGUUAAUGAUUAUCUCACAGUGAAUAACCAUUACGCGGGCGUGCACCUCAAUUUAGGAGGGAAUGCUACAUUCUUCGGUGCAGUGUACUUGAGAUAGCACGAAAUAUAGCGUCUGAGAAUAU
Molecule: messenger RNA, 907 nt
Organism: Ruditapes philippinarum (Manila clam)
Lineage: Eukaryota; Metazoa; Mollusca; Bivalvia; Venerida; Veneridae
Exons: 4
Coding region: 1-882 (293 amino acids)
Biological process (GO): immune response
Cellular component (GO): membrane
Molecular function (GO): tumor necrosis factor receptor binding; receptor ligand activity
Source: RefSeq, a predicted model, not a curated record